Manihot esculenta (cassava) is the source of this 2693-nucleotide messenger RNA. Its product is annotated as protein trichome berefringence-like 7. The transcript has 4 exons. Gene Ontology annotation, cellular component: Golgi apparatus. Gene Ontology annotation, molecular function: O-acetyltransferase activity. The record is from RefSeq and is a predicted model, not a curated record. NCBI's taxonomy places the organism in Eukaryota, Viridiplantae, Streptophyta, Magnoliopsida, Malpighiales, Euphorbiaceae. The coding region runs from base 667 to 1917 and encodes 416 amino acids.
ACAGGAACUCUGCAAAUAAGUGAGAUUUUGCAAAAAUUAGCCUAUUCCCAUGUCGUAUCACUCUGUUUUCUUUUGAUGACAUAUGUUAUGCUUUAUCCUUCUCUCUGUUUCUCAACCACCUCCGAUCUCGUCCGCUGCAGAUUUAGUCUUUUCCUCCAUUUUCUCUUCAUCUAUCUAUCUCUUAAUGAGCUAAGGGAGGCUUCUCACUCUGCAUCAACCAGUAAGCUAGUAAUUGUAGCCGUUUUUUUUGGGAAUUAUUAGAUUUUGUAUCUGGGUCUAUUUUCUUGAGAUUUUGAGGAUAGUCAUUUGGUGUCUCCUUUAUUUCUCCAAUGGGUUGUCAAUGUUGUCGAAAAGUAGUCUUCAGCUUUGAAUUUUUGAGUGCUCGGAUUGAGUUGGUGUUUCCGCCUCCUUGCGCUUUUGAGUUGCAUUAAUGAUGAUUUUUUUGUGCUUUGCAACGGUUGUGAUUCUUUGGGAUUGAUGUUGGUUUCAGUUUGAACUGAUUUGGAUAUGAUAAUGGCUGGGGUUGUUCUUGGAUUGAUCUAUGCUGGAUUCGGGUUUCUUCAUAAUGUAAAGUUGUAUCAUUGCGGAUGUUUGCAUUGGUGCUCAUUUUAGUUGGCUAGUGCUUUUGUUGCAUAUUGAAUCUUGGCAGGAUGGUUGAUUGAGAUAAUGCCUACUUUUAAUAGGAGCAAAUCAUUCAACCAGAAGGCUUUGGGUGUUGGAAGUCCAAGAUUUUUGAGUUUUGGAAGCCCAAGAAUAAAUCGACCAAGCACAGUACCGCACUGGUUCAGGUUGCUUGUUGUGAUCGGAUCCUUGCUUUCAUUUUUCAUAGCCAUUGGAGGUGGUUUUAUUUAUGGGCUCCCAAGUUUCAGUCAAGCCUUUCAGGGUUAUGGGAUAUUUAAAUCCAAUGAUUCAAUAGGAGAUUGCAAUGUUUUUGAUGGAAAUUGGGUUGUGGAUGAUAGUUAUCCUUUAUAUAAUGCUUCUGAAUGCCCUUUUGUGGAACAAGGUUUCAAUUGCUUGGGAAAUGGGCGGAAGGAUGAAGAUUAUCUUAAAUGGAGGUGGAAAUCUAAGAAAUGUGAUAUUCCAAGGUUCAAUGUAUAUGAUAUAUUGAUUAUGUUUCAAAAUAAAAGGGUUGUGUUUGUUGGUGAUUCCAUGAGUAGGUCACAGUGGGAAUCAUUAAUAUGUUUGCUCAUGACAGGUGUAGAAGAUAAGAAGAGUGUUUAUGAGGUCAACAGCAAUAAGAUAACAAAACGGAUUAGAUUUUUAGGUGUUCGGUUCCACUCCUUUAAUUUCACAAUUGAGUUCUUUCGAUCAGUAUUCUUGGUGCAACAUGUUUGGAUGCCUAUACAUGCACCAAAGCGGGUUAGGUCAACACUUAGAUUGGACAAGAUGGAUGAUAUUAGUAGCAAGUGGGUUAAUUCAGAUGUUCUCAUAUUCAACACAGGACAAUGGUGGGUGCCAGGGAAGCUUUUUGAAACGGGCUGCUAUUUCCAGGUUGGGAAUGCACUGAAGCUUGGAAUGUCGAUUCCUGCAGCCUUCAAAAUAGCACUCAACACCUGGGCAUUAUGGGUACAAAACACUGUUGACACAAAUAGAACACGUGUCUUCUUCAGGACUUUUGAGCCAUCCCAUUGGAGUGAUCAAUCCCAUAGGUUUUGCAAUGUGUCCAGGCAACCAUUAUCAGAAACCAGAGGGAAGGAGAGAAGACUAUUUUUAGAUGCCACCUGGGAGAUUGUAAAAAAUAUGACAGUUCCUGUAACCAUACUAAAUAUUACCUCCAUGUCAGCUUUCAGAAGUGAUGCACAUGUUGGCAAGUGGAAUGACAACUCACCUAUAGCUGAUUGUAGCCACUGGUGUCUACCUGGAGUACCUGAUAUGUGGAAUGAAAUUUUGCUCUCUUUCUUGCUUUACCAACUGUAGACUCUCUCCAAUGAUUAUACACUUGUUUAACAACUUCAAAUGGCAAUUCUGAAGAUUAGGAUUGAAGAAACAAUUUUGGGCAGCGGCUAAAACAACACAUGGGUAUCACUUCUGGAAAGUUAUGCGAGAAAUAAGAAAAUUGAAAGAUGGUGCAGCUUAUAACUGGUUAAUGCAGUUUUUAUUAAGUCAGUUGUAUCGCCAUUCAUUUUGGGAAGAUGCAAAGAUAGAUCACCUCACAAACAAUAUGACUGAACCAUUAAAUAGUUGAAUAAUGAAAAUAAGAGGAUAGCCUAUAGUAUCACUACUUGAAGCUUUUCGGCAAAAGAGUAUGGUGAGAAUGCACAAAAGUAUGCAAAUGCAUGUAAUUGGGAUGAGACACUUACACCAAAAGUAAAGAACUCCCUUAAUACAAUUAUAUAGGAGAGUCGACAUUGCCGUUUGUUGCCGGGGAGAAAUGACGAGUUUAAGGUUCAUGAUGGACCUUUAAAAUUUGCAGUCAAACUGCAACAAAAGACUUGUUCUUGCAAUUGGUGGACAAUAGUAGCCUCCCUUGUAAACAUGUUACUUUGUGCAUGGGGUAAAGAGAGGCAACAUUGAAGAUUAUUGUAAUUCUUAUUAUAUUUUCUCAACUUAUAUGCAAGUGUAUGAGGGGGUAAUUCAUCUGGUGCCUGAUAAAGAAUUAGAACUACCUUCUGAUGAGCAAUGCAUGAAUUCUCCUCCAUUGAAGAGGUUACCUGGUAGACCUCAUAAAGUCAGGAGAAGGGAAGAGGGUGAAG